UCAGGCAUACAUAAAAUACAUUGUGAUUGCAUCAUAGCGGUCUUAAAGGUUAUAGUUAUUUUUCAAAAAUCAUUAAUAAUGGCUUUUAGGAACUGGUUUUCGCUUCCCGCCGUCAGAGCUGAUGACGAAGAGGACUUAGUUGACCCUCAAGCAGUUUUAAGGGAACCAAAUCUCCCAAGACAGUGAAGGCUACGCAUCCCCAAAACAUAACAGACCCUACUGACUAUUCUUUGACAUUCUGGUGCCAGUUUUUUUCGAUAUUCCGAUAUCGAAUUUUCGAAAUUUAAAAGGUGGAACCAUUUGCCCAUGUUUUCCAUUGCCAGCGCUUAUGCAAUGCAUUUGCGCUGCAAAUGUGUCUCGCAUCAGCAAAAUAAUUUUCUUUUCCUCUGAGAUCAACUGUAAAACUAUAUUCCCCCAAUUCAAGUCUUAUACGAGUCAACUUUGAAAACAAAUUGGUUACGGUAUUCCAUUCUAAUUCUUAUACUAACGACUGUUAGGACAGACGCGGCGGUACGACUUAGUGACUAUACGAACGCAGACUACACCCCCGAAGAGGACAAUAAAAUCGUCAUCUGGGAAUCGUACGGAUACUUGCAACACUCGACAAACAAGACAACGUACGAGAAAUACGCCGACCAGACAGAGACAAUGACAAGGACGCUUACAGAAGACCACCGGACACCAGUAAUUAUGACGGACUUGACACACACUCGCAAAUUAGUAGCCACUCUAAGGUUCCACCAUAGGGCUGCUAGGAGUUUAAAUUUGAUCGGGAUGGUACUGAAGGACAUCGCCGGUACCCCAGUCUUUAACGAUUGGGAAAAAAUAAAACCAAUCAAGACCAGUUAACAAAAACAGAAAAAAACCAAACAGAAUUAAAUAUCAAAUUCCAAACACUAUUGAAUGAACUCGCAACAGCAAUGAAUCAAAUUUCUAAAACUGAAACACACUUACUAGAGAUCAUUUUAGCUAAAAAUAGAAUUGUUAUUACAGAUUUGGAGAAUAUUCUUAUGGGGUUAUCCAUAGCAAAACUAAACAUUGUAAGUCCAUUAUUUAGAGAAAUAUAAAGAAAUAUAAUUAAAU
This is a messenger RNA of Drosophila melanogaster (fruit fly), 1083 nucleotides long. It is a transcript of the gene UQCR-11, whose product is annotated as Ubiquinol-cytochrome c reductase 11 kDa subunit. Gene Ontology annotation, biological process: mitochondrial electron transport, ubiquinol to cytochrome c. The record is from RefSeq and is marked reviewed. The transcript has 5 exons. Lineage: Eukaryota; Metazoa; Arthropoda; Insecta; Diptera; Drosophilidae. Bases 79 to 186 code for a protein of 35 amino acids. Gene Ontology annotation, cellular component: mitochondrial inner membrane; membrane.